This is a messenger RNA of Pristis pectinata (smalltooth sawfish), 3491 nucleotides long. RefSeq names its product septin-6. Gene Ontology annotation, cellular component: septin complex; septin ring; microtubule cytoskeleton. The record is from RefSeq and is a predicted model, not a curated record. Gene Ontology annotation, molecular function: GTPase activity; molecular adaptor activity; GTP binding. The transcript has 10 exons. Bases 280 to 1575 code for a protein of 431 amino acids. Gene Ontology annotation, biological process: cilium assembly; cytoskeleton-dependent cytokinesis. Lineage: Eukaryota; Metazoa; Chordata; Chondrichthyes; Rhinopristiformes; Pristidae.
GGACCCGAGUAAAAUGAAAACAGAGGGGUCGCCUCCCACACAUGGAGAAGAUGUUAUUGCACGAAGGACUGCAGAGGUUAGUUAGAUGAAGCAAGUAGUUGGGGGUAAUGAGAUUUGUUAACGGUGGGAAGGUUAGGAAAGACUGACCGGAGAGAAGGGCAGCUUUGAGAGAAGGGGUUGGGAGGAUUGGAGCUGCAGACACCCCCGCGGCCGCGCGGUGGUAGCGCCCACAAUGUAUCCAGCGGCAGCGUUCGCAAGGGAGUCGGUGAAGGAGCGACCAUGGCGGCGGCGGAGGUGGCUCGGCAGUCGACCGAAGGUGCCCGGAACCUUUCGCUGUCCGGUCACGUUGGCUUUGACAGUAUGCCCGACCAGUUAGUCAACAAGUCGGUAUGUCAGGGUUUCUGCUUCAACAUCUUGUGUGUGGGUGAAACUGGUCUUGGAAAGUCCACCUUAAUGGACACCCUGUUCAACACCAAGUUCGAAAGUGAUCCAGCUCCACACAAUCAGCCUGGAGUCCACAUAAAAUCCAACAGCUACGAACUACAGGAAAGUAAUGUGCGCCUGAAGCUGUCCAUUGUGAACAGCGUGGGAUUUGGGGACCAGAUUAACAAGGAAGAAAGCUACAAGUCUAUCGUUGAGUUUAUUGAUGCUCAGUUUGAGGCCUACCUUCAGGAGGAGCUGAAGAUAAAACGUACGCUGCACAGUUACCAUGACAGCCGCGUCCACGUCUGCUUGUACUUCAUCGCCCCCACUGGCCAUUCCCUGAAGUCUCUUGAUUUGGUGACCAUGAAGAAACUGGACAGCAAGGUCAAUAUCAUUCCGAUCAUUGCCAAAGCAGAUUCAAUCUCCAAAACUGAGCUCCAGAAAUUCAAGAUCAAGAUAAUGAGUGAAUUGGUCAGCAAUGGGGUUCAGAUCUAUCAGUUCCCCACAGACGAUGAGACUGUGGCAGAGAUCAAUGGAACGAUGAAUGCACACUUGCCUUUUGCUGUCGUUGGAAGUACAGAGGAAAUUAAGAUUGGGAACAAGAUGAUGAAGGCACGACAGUAUCCCUGGGGCACUGUGCAGGUGGAGAAUGAAAAUCACUGUGACUUCGUAAAACUACGGGAGAUGUUAAUCCGAGUCAACAUGGAGGACCUUCGGGAGCAGACACAUGCCCGUCACUAUGAGCUGUAUCGGCGCUGCAAGCUGGAGGAGAUGGGAUUUAAGGACACGGACCCUGAUAACAAGCCCUUCAGUUUGCAGGAAACGUAUGAAGCAAAGAGGAAUGAGUUUCUCGGAGAGCUGCAGAAGAAGGAGGAGGAGAUGAGACAAAUGUUUGUUACAAGGGUGAAAGAGAAGGAGUCUGAACUGAAAGAAGCAGAGAAAGAGUUGCACGAUAAGUUUGAUCGUUUAAAGAAACUUCACCAGGAUGAAAAGAAAAAGUUAGAGGACAAGAAGAAGAGUCUAGAUGAUGAGAUUAAUGCCUUUAAACAGAGAAAGACUGCAGCUGAAUUGCUUCAAUCACAAGCCCAGCAGUCAGGAAGCCAGCAGACUCUCAAGCGGGAGAAAGAGCGGAAAAAUUCAGGCUUCCUGUAGAAUCCUUUCCUCAGCAAGUCGAGAAUGAACUCCCUUUUGUUCCCAGUUACAUUGCCGUGCUUGUCCCUCUCUGACCCCACCGCCUCUCAACCCAUCCCUUCCCUCCAUGUGAACAUACAUGUUCAAGCUUGAUACUGUGGCUAUGUUGAAUGGAGGAAUCCAGCAAUAAAUAGUAUGGAACUGACAAAAAGGACUCCCAGUUUACCACUUCAGUACUUGCAUGGUACCACGCAAGCCGCCAGUGAGCAUCAGAGACUGUUACAACUCAGUAAUCCCAACAUAACCCUGUGGGUUUCAGGUGUAUUAGAAAACUCAGGAAGCAUUUGCAUGAAUUGUCAUCAUUAUGCAUCACCCCUGUGCUACUUACUUGCUGCUCUUGUUUCAGGCUACUGAACCAUGUAAUGAUGGGACUUAACAAAUCUUUGCAUUUUUUUCCUUUUAAAUUGACAUCCAUGGUACUUGUUACAUUUUCAGCAUGUUACAGAAGGCAUAUUAAUAUUGGGGUGGGGAGAUAUAAAGUACAGUGCUGAGCAAAAUAAAGGAUUUGGUUAAAAUCCUAGAAGGAAACUAGAUCAAUUGAAACGGUGCAAUAAAUCAAAGCCUACAGGAAUUUCCAGUUUAUUACUAACAGGACAGAGGAAUAUUUUUGUUAAUUUUCCCUGUUUUUCAAACCAGAUUUUUAUUUUUGUUUCCAAUUUGAUAACGUAUUUUAAACUUACACUGAAACUGUUUUGUAUCUGUUCCUGGCUGUUUCUGAGGCAGUGCAUAGCACUGAUGUGUUGAGUUUGUUUUGUUCAAUUCUAUUUUAAAUAUUGAGAGAUUUUUUUAAAUAUAGACUAGAGGGGUUAGUUUGUAGGCAUUUUUGUGUGUCUGUGUGUGUGCUUGUUUUAUAAAAUGACUUUUAUACCACUUUUGCCCUUCUGUUGUGAAGACAUACUAAUGUUGUGCUAAGUAAGUUUGAGCCAAAAUAGGCUUUAAAUGCAAAUAAAUGUGAAUUGAAUUGUAUGAAUUUCUCAGGCUGGCAAUUCAUUUGUCUAUAUUUUGUGCACUCUUUCCUUACAGUAAUCCUUGGCUCUGCACUGAAUAAUUAGAGGUCCUGAGUGAUUAUGGAACAUGUUUUCAUUUUGCUUUAAUCUAUUAAGCUGUGAUCAAUAUUAGACGAGGCAGCUUCAGAUAGCAGCACACUGCCUGUGGUCCAGGCGUUCGAAAUCCGAAGCCAGAAGUGCUUGUCUUUUCAUGAGCAUGAAAGCUUGUAUUGUGUAGCUCAAACUAAGAGGCUUCAUUAAGCAAAAAAUAAUGUAAAUGAUCAGUAGCAUUGUACACCUUAAAAAGUGCAUACUUUUUUUUGCAAGGCCCGUGUGACAAGCAUUUAGUGCAUCGUAUUUGAGUGUUUUUGAAAAGGAAUAAUUUGCACUAUUUAUUUUGCAAAUGUGGAGAGGUUGAAUGUUUUGAGCACAAGACUUGCUGAAGUAUUUUAACUGCAAGACAUUUGGAUUAUCUCUCUCCAGCUGUCCUAGUCAGAUAGAACCCUGCUAUUUAGAGUCUACAGAAUAACAUUUUUUACAUUUUGUUUGACAAUUUGUGCCAAAUUUGCACAGAUUUUUGUAAUUUUCACUUAGGGUUUUUUGUUCUUAUUCUUGUUCGCGACUCCACAGAUUGUUCUAGAUGUUUACGAUAUGUUAAGCAAUUAAAAGCUGUUGCUCCUCAGUCACGGUGUCUUUUAUUUAUUUGAAAGUGUAACCCUCAAGCGGCAGUCCCUUGUUGGGGUAUCUUGGUGGCAAUCAGACACUCUGCAUGUUUUCAUCUUCCAAAGUCCCUCAGUCUUCCCACCCCUGCCUUUUUAUUUCUCCUUUUGGUUUCUGUUCAGUAUCCUUUUUCUGUACACAUCUGAAAUAUCUUGCUGUGUUGAUGAUCUA